AGAAGAAAAAAGUGUGUACCUAAAUAUACAAAAAUUACUGAAAUCCAAUAUAAAAAAAGCGCAUAAAUAUAUAGUGGAUUUAAAGUUAGACCACCAAACAAAAAAAAACGACCUCGGCAACCUAGAAAGCAAAAAGUUUAAUUUCCCGGCAGCGCUCCAACUUCGAAUUCAACUCUUCUGCUUCAUCGUCACUCGUCGUCGGUCUUGCGCUCAUACUCGAUAAUUUCAGCAACUUAUUGAGCGCCGCUUGCCACCACUGACUUCGGCGUCAACGUCGACUUCAUCGUCGACUUUAACUCUGACUCUGACUGUGACUCCAAAAUGGUCAAAAUGGAAUUUCUUAAAAGGAAACAUUUUUCAUUGUGGAUUAUAACGACAUUUGUACUCGUGGCUGGCAUUUUGGAUGGUUGCGUCGGACUGCAAGGCGUACCAACAUGGAUCUGCCUCGGCAUCAAGUCGCCUUUCAUCGAAUUCAGCAACAAUAUAGAAGUGCUGGCCAACAACAGUGUGCCCCUCAACAUAACCAAAGAUGAGCAGGCGCUCAUGCAUCAGGAAGGCCUGCGCAAGUUGGGCUCUUUCAUAAAACCCGUUGACUUGCGCGAUUCGACGACGGGUUUUGUGAAAGCCGACUUAACUAAGAAAAUACCUAACUUUGCUGCCAGCACAAGCAGUAAUAUGCACUAUGGCGCUGGCGGUGGUCAUGGUGGUGGUGGUGGAGGUCCCGGCGGUGGUAUAAUAAUGGCACAACGACGUCGUCAUCCAAUACAAGAAGAAAUGGAUCAAAAACAAAUUAUAUUGCUUGAUGAAGACACAGAUGAAAAUGGUUUGCCCACAAGUCUGACGGAUGAAGAUCGAAAAUUUAUCGUACCCAUGGCGCUUAAGAAUGCUUCCCCGGACCCACACGCGCUAAUGGCUACGCAGCGUCUAGUAGGCAUGACGACGCGGCGCACCACAACGACGACGACGACGACCACAACAAAGCGUCCCACUACACCUGUCACACCAGAGUUUGCAUCGAAUAUCGACGAUCUCAAAAAGCAUAUAUUAUUUUUGCAAAAUCUCACUAAGCACGAUAGCAAUUUUCAGUCGAAAUUCGUUGUAUUCCCAAGUCUACAAAAAGAUCGGAAAAAUCCAGGGCCAACAGUUGUAAUAACAACAACCACUGCGCGCCCUUUUCGCUCAAUCUUUCAAUACUCUGCGCCCGCUACACCACCUACGCGCAAAUCCGCUUUUCCGAGUGGCGCAAAACUGCCAGGGGGUCAACCUUUCGGCGGCUACUAUCACAAUGACGAUGUAGAUGAUGGCGGCAUGUCGGUGUUUCUUUCGAAAGCCGGUAUGAAUGCGCGCGAAAAGAUCACAAUUGUGCCACAAGUGUUGUUGCUAAAUGAUCAAACGAGUAAAAACGAAACUGCUGGUGGCGAUGUGAGACAACGCAAUUUCGAUAACUCACCCGCUGGUAUGCCACAAACUAUUGCCGCCACCACAACAACUACGCCAGAGACUACCACACCCAUGACGAGUACGACGCCUAAGCGUCCAACCAAGAGACCAUUGUGUAUACGCAAUCCUGACUCGCCGAAAUGCAUACGGCAGCGUAAACGCGAGGAGCAACAGCGUCAGCGCCAUCGUGAGCAAUUGUUGCGCGAGCAACGUGAAUAUCUACGGCCGCACUACGAACCCUACAUCCAGACGCUGAACAACACAAAACGCUUUGCGGUGUCCAUCGAAAUACCUGACUCCUUCAAGAUACCGUACAAUGAGAGCAGGGAAACGACUCCGACGCCUUCAAUGCGUGCCGACGAAGGCGAAUUACAAUUGCUUUCACGUUCCAUACGUUCGCAUCAUAAACGACGCAAUAUUGGUGCCGGUAUACAAGGACGUCGCGCGAGCAAUAAUGAUAAGUUUGCCGCCAAAUAUGGACCGAGCUAUUUGGAGCGUGAUGCGGUCAUAACGGGUAAUCGUGAUUUCGUCGUUUCGAGUGGAGAUCGAAGUGUCACAUCUUCGACAAAUAACAGCAGUACGCCAAGUCCGACGGUGCCGGCGUAUUCGGAGCCAAUAGAUUUGAAUCCCGACAAUUGCUAUCUAGUCGACGGCAUGACAUAUGGGCAAAAGAAACAAUGCGUUUUGCAUACGAGCGUUAUGCCAGCGAUAAGUCGUGGAGCGAGAGCGGCCAUACAGGAAUGCCAAUUUCAAUUCAAGAAUCGCCGCUGGAACUGCAGCACUACAGACGAUAACACCGUAUUUGGUCCGAUAACAGGACUGGGUUCGCCGGAAAUGGCUUUCAUUCACGCGCUCGCCGCUGCUAUGGUGACCAGUUUUAUUGCGCGCGCCUGUCGCGACGGCCAGCUGGCAUCAUGUGGCUGUUCACGCGGUUCACGACCCAAGCAAUUGCAUGACGAUUGGACGUGGGGUGGGUGUGGCGAUAAUUUGGAAUACGCUUACAAAUUCGCCACCGACUUCAUCGAUGUGCGCGAAAAAGAAACCCGUCGCGGCACACGCGGUGCUGGCAAUCCGGAGCGCAAGCGUGGCGGUGGACGCUUCCAUCAGCGUCGCAAUCAACAAAUGCAGGCCAUGCAAGCCGAUGAUGCGUCCGCUGUAGGAGCGACGACAACAGGUAGAACAUCAGCAGUAACAACGACAACGACAAUGCCAACUGUAACAACAACAACCAGCACAAAGUCAGAAUCAAGCCGAACAUCAACAACGACGCAAUUAGACGUGCUUGCAGGCGGCGCAGCUGGUUCGACAACAAAUGAACACAUCAACAGCGACAACAAAGCCAAAGACAAAGACAACAUUCAGCAACAGCAGCUAAAUUCCAAUAAAACUGCCGGUGUUGAUGGCUACAACAACAAGAACAAUACCCAGACGGUUAAUAAUACCAACAUGUCAACAACAACAACUUUGACGGGUUCCAAGGAUACUGUCACACAACCAACGAAGGAUCCACCAGCAACAGCGACACAGAAAUCUUCGCCAAGCAGAAGUGGCAGUAACAAAAGCAACAAUAAGCAAGAAUCAAACCGUAAUGCUGACUCCUACGAAGACGACGCGGUUGGACGCAUCAAAGCGGAAGAUUUAUUAGAGUUGCAGGAGCGCAUCGCAAAGGAAAUACUCAAUUCGAAAUUGCAGGGCAAGGAAAUGUUGGAAUUACAGGAGAAAAUCAAUCGUGAAAUUCUAAACACAAAGGUGUUCAAUAUAGAUGCUGGCGGCGGUAAACGUAAGCGUAGAAGACGUAAAAAUCAGCGCGCUGUCAAUGGAAUGGCAAACGAUCAGCAGGCAGAUGCCAAUGUCAAUGGCGCUGGCGGAGAUGGUGUGGAUGUUGGCGGUGGUAAUGGUGGAAAAUGGAGGAACAGCAUCACGGCCAAGGCUCGCAGCUUAAUGAAUUUACACAAUAACGAAGCCGGCAGGAGGGCUGUUAUCAAAAAGACGCGAAUCACUUGCAAAUGUCACGGCGUCUCGGGUUCUUGCAGUUUGAUCACCUGUUGGCAACAGCUAUCAUCGAUCAGAGAAAUCGGUGAUUAUUUACGAGAAAAAUACGAAGAGUCUACCGAGGUGAAACUCAACAAACGUGGACGACUACAGGUGAAG
Molecule: messenger RNA, 3591 nt
Organism: Rhagoletis pomonella (apple maggot)
Lineage: Eukaryota; Metazoa; Arthropoda; Insecta; Diptera; Tephritidae
Product: protein Wnt-5-like
Exons: 8
Biological process (GO): cell fate commitment; neuron differentiation; canonical Wnt signaling pathway
Cellular component (GO): extracellular region
Molecular function (GO): cytokine activity; frizzled binding
Source: RefSeq, a predicted model, not a curated record